AUGUUCGAUCAAAUUGGUCACGUUGGUUUCGGACCGGAGUUUCGUGAUUACUAUUUGGACCGAGUAAAGUAUGGUGGACUCAUCGAACUUUACAGACAGUUCCUUGUGGUCGUGGUCAGUGCAACCAGUGAUUACGUAGAUUCGCUCUACGUAUGGUAUCGCUUUGUUGGAGAAAAUUUACAACAUGGUAGAGACUGUCUCAGGUCAAACUCAUCAAGGAAUACGCCCAUCUUCCAAGUAACGAAUUCGAAGAUUGUGAAGGAUGUAGACGAGGUAAUUGAAUUCGAAUCGAAGAUUGCGAAAAUCAUGGUGGCUGGAGAGGAUUGCAAUAAUCAAAAUCAUCAAGGUAACUUGAAUUCGAAUCGAAGAUUGCGAAAAUCAUGGUGGCUGGAGAGGAUUGCAAUAAUCAAAAUCAUCAAGGUAUACGCCCAACUUCUAAGUAACGAUUCGAAGAUUGUGAAGGAUGUAGACGAGGUAAUUGAAUUCGAAUCGAAGAUUGCGAAAAUCAUGGUGGCUGAAGAGGAUCGCAAUGACCAUACUAGGAUGUACAAUCUUCGCCGUCUUGCUGAUAUGGAGAAACUGACACCCAUGGUGGGUAAACUUUUACUGAUGUCGUGCUAUCCCUAA
This is a messenger RNA of Cooperia oncophora, 627 nucleotides long. NCBI's taxonomy places the organism in Eukaryota, Metazoa, Nematoda, Chromadorea, Rhabditida, Trichostrongylidae. The record is from the annotation of a GenBank genome assembly.